Protobothrops mucrosquamatus (brown spotted pit viper) is the source of this 1773-nucleotide messenger RNA. RefSeq names its product 3-phosphoinositide dependent protein kinase 1 (gene PDPK1). Gene Ontology annotation, biological process: intracellular signal transduction; peptidyl-serine phosphorylation. The record is from RefSeq and is a predicted model, not a curated record. Bases 1 to 1647 code for a protein of 548 amino acids. Lineage: Eukaryota; Metazoa; Chordata; Lepidosauria; Squamata; Viperidae. Gene Ontology annotation, molecular function: ATP binding; protein serine/threonine kinase activity. The transcript has 14 exons.
AUGCAAUUGAGAGCCACAACAUUGAGUGUACUUUCUACUUUGCAGUAUGAUGCUGUUCCUAUCCAGUCCAGUGUGGCUUUAUGUUCCUGUUCAUCUCCAUCAAUGGUGAGGAACCAGGUGGAUUCCAGCCUUCAACCUGUUGCUGCUGCCUGUGGCAGCAGACAGGAAUUGAAUAUGGAGAGCACCUUGCAACAACCUCCACAGCCUCGAAAGAAACGCCCAGAGGACUUUAAGUUUGGGAAGAUUCUUGGGGAAGGAUCUUUUUCCACAGUUGUCCUGGCCAGAGAAUUGACUUCCUCCCGAGAAUAUGCCAUUAAAAUUCUAGAGAAGCGUCAUAUCAUCAAAGAGAAUAAGGUCCCCUACGUGACCAGGGAGAGAGAUGUGAUGUCCCGCCUGGAUCACCCUUUCUUUGUGAAGCUCUACUUCACAUUUCAAGAUGAAGAAAAGCUCUAUUUUGGUCUCAGUUACGCUAAAAAUGGAGAGCUUCUAAAGUACAUCCGAAAGAUUGGUUCGUUUGAUGAGACAUGUACAAGGUUUUAUACUGCUGAAAUUGUGGCUGCAUUAGAGUACUUGCAUGGAAAGGGAAUUAUCCAUAGGGAUCUGAAGCCAGAGAACAUCUUGUUAAAUGGAGAGAUGCAUAUUCAGAUUACGGACUUUGGGACAGCAAAAAUAUUGUCUGCAGAUAGUAAACAAGCACGGGCAAACUCCUUUGUAGGGACAGCACAGUAUGUGUCUCCAGAGUUAUUAACAGAAAAAUCUGCCUGCAAAAGCUCUGAUCUCUGGGCUUUGGGCUGCAUCGUGUACCAGCUUGUAGCAGGGUUACCACCGUUCCGAGCUGGAAAUGAAUAUCUCAUAUUUCAAAAGAUAAUCAAAUUGGAGUAUGAAUUCCCAGAGAAGUUCUUCCCCAAGGCAAAAGAUCUUGUAGAAAAGCUUCUGGUUCUUGAUGCUACCAAACGGUUAGGAUGUGAAGAAAUGGGAGGCUAUGGACCUCUGAAGGCCCACCCCUUCUUUGAUUUCAUCACCUGGGAAAAUCUGCAUCAUCAAACACCGCCCAAGCUCACAGCCUACUUGCCUGCCAUGUCAGAAGAUGAUGAGGAUUGCUAUGGGAACUAUGACAACCUUCUGAGUCAGUUUGGCUGCAUGCAAGUUUCCACUUCAACCUCUUCUCAGUCACUGCCUUCCCCAGAAAUGGGUCCCUUGCAGACCUCUGGAAACAACAUAGAGCAAUACAUCCACGACCUGGAUAGCAAUUCCUUUGAGCUGGACCUGCAGUUCUCUGAAGAGGAGAAAAGGCUGCUGUUGGCCAAGCAGGCUGGUGGGAAUCCUUGGCACCAGUUUGUAGAAAACAAUUUAAUACUGAAAAUGGGGCCCGUAGACAAGAGGAAGGGGCUGUUUGCCCGCCGGCGACAGCUGCUGCUCACGGAAGGGCCACACCUGUAUUACGUUGAUCCUGUCAACAAAGUCCUGAAAGGGGAGAUUCCCUGGUCCCUGGAACUCCGGCCAGAGGCAAAGAACUUCAAGACCUUUUUUGUUCACACGCCUAACAGGACAUACUACCUGAUGGACCCAAGUGGGAAUGCUCAUAAGUGGUGCAAAAAGAUACAAGAGGUUUGGCGACACAGAUAUCACCAGAAUGCUGCGAAAUGAGACUGCUCCUCAGUGCCCAUCUCACUCCUUUGCUGCUAGAGUGCCACGUGCCCCCAGACGGAGGACUCUUCCACACCCGGCUCACCUCCAGCUCCAGGGCCGAACUAGUUCUUCUUCUGAGGAGAA